This is a messenger RNA of Diaporthe citri, 2022 nucleotides long. RefSeq lists its product as uncharacterized. Lineage: Eukaryota; Fungi; Ascomycota; Sordariomycetes; Diaporthales; Diaporthaceae. The transcript has a single exon. The coding region runs from base 1 to 2022 and encodes 673 amino acids. Gene Ontology annotation, molecular function: DNA binding. The record is from RefSeq and is a predicted model, not a curated record.
AUGCAGCCUCCAAAAGUAUCUGAUCCGAAGCGGAAACGCGGCAGGCCGCCAGGCGCGUCUAAAUCGAAAGGCGACGCGUCGAGCCACGAGGCGCCCGACCACGAUGCUGAACCCGACCCCGAAGACGCGCGACCGAGGAAACGUGGUCGCAAGAACGAGGCCGAAGGCGCCAGCACGGAACCUGGUCCCUCGCGGAACGAUAAUGGACCGGCGCAACCACCCAAGGCCGGCCGGCCACCCAAGAAGAGCCAGCAUACCGCGAAGCCAGACAUCCAGCGCGAAACGGAGGAACAGGACAGACACUCCAAUGCGGCCAGGCCCGACAGCAGGACGGCGCGGUUGAAGGGCAAGCGCAAAACAGCACACCAGAUCCAGCCGCGAGAAGAAGAACAACAACUAGAGAGCUCGGAGCCUCGACGCAGCAGACGAGUGCCGGGUGGGAGUUCAAGCGAGGCCCCUGGUGCCGAACAGCCAGCUUAUCCGCAAGAAAUAUCAACAGAACGCGCACCGAAGCGCGCUGGUGGCGCAUCGUCUGGUGCUUCGAAAGACAAGAGGAAGGCGUUGGCAGGCAAGGAGAAAGCGACGGCGAGUCAAACUUCGCCCAAAGAGGACGAACAAUCGGCCUCAGCUCCAAGGCGUAGUGGACGAGACCGGAAAAUAAGGGAACCUGAUAAUGUCCCUAGUGGAAGCCGACAGAAUAACCAGCAGGAUGCACAACCUACAGCGGGCCCGGAUAGUGGGAGGUCCAGAACACGAGCGAAUGGGGAAUCACAGGAAGCGGCGUCUCCCAAGGCACAGCAGAACCAUCCAGCUGCGAGAAUAGGCAAGAAGCGCCGUGGGCGACCGUCGUUGAACAAGGAAGAUUCUGAGAGUGCGAGGGCGUUACAGCCGCAGCAGGGCAACAGGGCAAAAGCUGCGAGGGAGUCGUCCGAGGCGGACAAGACUGCAGAUGAGAGUCGCUCAGUAGAAGACUCGCGGCCGAAGCGCCGCGGCCGACCUAGGCAAUCAGACAUUGCCUCUCAAGAGCCUGAGCCAGCCCAGCCAACUCGUUCACGCGGCAAGCCACGACGUCGUUCCCCCGAUCCCGCGGACGAGCAAGAGCAGGAGCAAGGGCAGACUUCUACCAAGAAAAAGCGGGACAAGCGUCAGCCUCGCCGAAGGGAGCCUGUUGCCGAGGAAGAGCAAGGUGAAGACGAAGACACAGGCUCAGAGGAAGACGAGCAGGAGUUUCCAUUCCGAUAUCUGAAGGAAAGCACUAAGAAGAUCCCACGAUGCGUCAUCUCUGAGAAGUGGAGCGCCCUGGACGGACCAUCUAUCAGUGCAGUUGGGACCUUCCUCGCCGACGCACAGCGACCGGUCCUGCUCCGCCUCCAGAACACCAGCCGGCGACGAGAGCAUGCAUCAGCCGCGCUUUCAGGCAUCUCCCGGCGACUACACACAAAGCUUGUCAGGGGUUUGCCCUUCCCUGCUCCCACGGCUGGGCCUGCAAGGCGAGCUGCGUCUGGCAGCCACGAGGACGAGUUCGAUUUCGAGCGCGCAAUGAACGCCGCGCAGGGCCUGGAGAAUACCCUCAACACACUGCUGCACUCGGUCAGCCUGCUUGAGAGGGAGAUCAAGAAGGAGGAGGAUGCGCUGGCGCGGGACUACGACACUCUCCAUAAGCUGGAGGCGAACGCGAGGUCUGAGGCGAAAGGCUGGCGCGAGAAGGCGAAGCGGGAGCACGUCCUCGCCUCUGGUAUCAGAAGGAAGGACGAGGGCGUUGAUUAUCUUGACGAGGGAGAGCGGCUGGAGCUCGUUGCAAGACCCGAGGAUGCCGUUGCGGGCGGGCUCUUCAAGGACCUGGACGACGAGGAGCUGGUCGCCCUUUCGAAGCAGAUUGGGAGCCACAUGGAGAGCAUGCAGGGUAACCUACAUCAGAUAGGUGGUGUCGUUCCGGCGAUCAGCAGGAGCAAGGCUGCACUGCAACAGGUGAUGCAGAAGCACCUAGACGAGGAGGAGUACGACAAGGUGGUGCUUGGAUAA